AUGUUUCGUGAGAAACGUUGGCGAUCAUUGCUGUCUAAUAAAUUUAAAAAUAACUCCGUUUCAGAAUACAGGAAAGUAAAUUUAACAAAAUGCGAGCAGGUAGCUGCAUUGAACUUUGAGAGGCCAACUUACAAACUUAAAACUUCAUCUAGCAAGUCAGCUGAUGCCAACAAUACAAGAAGAAACUUCUCUUCUAGAAGGUCACUAAUGAUUGACAUCGACGGCAAAUUCUGCUCGCACUCCUGUCCAGUAAGCUGCACAGAUGAGUACGACCCGCGCUGUGCUAUCACCUCCAACGGACAGAUGCGGGUCUUCGCUAAUCAUUGUAAAUUGGAUUUUAACUCCUGCUUGUACAGAAUCGUAUGGCACGCGAGGCCUCUUUCACACUGCGUGGGAGGGAGGAAGGCUGAUAUGCAGCAGAACAGAAGGUUUAUUUCCUGGAUGCAAAAAGCAGGAAUAGUCGAUAAAAGAGGACGUUUAUCCUUACUUUGA
Messenger RNA from Papilio polytes (common Mormon), 492 nucleotides. RefSeq lists its product as uncharacterized. Gene Ontology annotation, molecular function: protein binding. The transcript is spliced from 3 exons. Lineage: Eukaryota; Metazoa; Arthropoda; Insecta; Lepidoptera; Papilionidae. Bases 1 to 492 code for a protein of 163 amino acids. The record is from RefSeq and is a predicted model, not a curated record.